AUGUUCAAAUACGCCGUUCUCAUCUGCGCCGUGAUUGCCUCUGUCGCUGGCAAGCCAGGACUGCUCCAUGCUCCUCUGGCUGCCCUUCCCGCACCCUUGGCCGCCCUUCCACCACCGCUGAUUGCUGCACCUGCUCCUGUUGUCACGGCCGCCAGCAGCCAGGUGGUUGCCAGGACUUUCAAUGGCAUUGCAGCUGCUCCGGUGAUUGCCCCCGUUCCAGUUCCUGUGGCUCCGGCUCCAGUCCCCAUUGUGCGAGCUGUGGCUCCUGCUCCGGUCCUGAGAACCUUGGCUGCUCCUUUUGCUGCUCCAGUUGCAGCUCCUUUGGCUGCUCCUUUUGCUGCUCCCUUGGCCGCUCCAGUUCCUGCUCCCUUCGCGGCUCCCUCCCGUUGCCACCCCCUUCGUCGCUCCCUACGCCCAUCCUUACGCUGCACCAGUUUUGGCCAAGUACGCGGCUCCCUUGGCCUAUGCCCCAGCUCCGUUGGGCUAUUCCGCCCGUGCCCUGUGGUGAAAACGCACAUAUACAUCUUCUACAUUCAGAAACCCCCAGGGAUUAAGUAA
This is a messenger RNA of Drosophila serrata, 558 nucleotides long. RefSeq lists its product as uncharacterized. The record is from RefSeq and is a predicted model, not a curated record. NCBI's taxonomy places the organism in Eukaryota, Metazoa, Arthropoda, Insecta, Diptera, Drosophilidae.